CGUAAUAGGGUAGAGUGUAAUAGGGUAGAGAGAGAGUCAGUAUAAUAGGGUAGAGAGCGAAAGUGCCAGAUCAUCUGAUCCUAUAAAUAGAGAGCGAGAGCCUGAGGUCUUUUGGUUGUAGCGAGAGAGGGAGAGAGAGCAUUUUGCGUAGUGUAGAGAGGGAAAGAGAGGGCAAUGUCAAGCGUGGUAGUGCCUGAAUCGGUACCUUCACCAGCCGAUGACUGUGAGCAGCUCAGAGUAGCAUUUGCAGGAUGGGGAACAAAUGAGAAGUUGAUCAUUUCCAUAUUGGGCCACAGGACUGCUACCCAACGGCAAUUAAUUCGUAAAACUUAUUUCGAGCUCUACGGAGAGGAUCUCCUUAAAUCACUUGAUUCUGAAGUCUCAGGAGAUUUUGAGAGGGCACUGCUGCUAUGGACAUUGGAUCCUGCUGAAAGGGAUGCAUUAAUGGCAAAUCAAGCUUUGAGGAGGUGGAAUCCUGAAGAUCGUGUGCUUAUCGAAAUUGCUUGUGCAAGAUCUUCUGAGGAGCUCCUUUUGAUUAGACGUGCCUACCAUGCUCGGUUCAAGCGAUCUCUUGAAGAAGAUGUGGCCCAACACACAACUGGAGACUUUCGUAAGCUGUUGGUACCUCUUGUGAGCUCAUAUCGCUAUGAUGGACAAGAGGUAAACGGGCAUUUGGCAAAAUUGGAGGCUAAGACACUAAAAGAUGUGAUCAAAGACAAGGCUUUCAAUCAUGAAGAACUUGUCAGGAUCCUCUCAACAAGGAGCAAAGCACAGCUGAAUGCUACACUUAAUAACUACAAGGAUGGAUCUGGGAUGCAGAUCAAUAAGGACCUGAAGGGUGACGCUGAGGAUAAGUUCCAAUCUGCAGUAAGAGCUGUUGUCAAAUGCAUCACAAAGCCUCAGAGCUAUUUUGAGAAGACACUUCGUCUGGCGAUCGUCAAAUUAGGCACAGAUGAGGUAGCCCUCACAAGAGUGGUUGUGACUCGUGCCGACGUGGACAUGAAAGACAUCAAAGCGGAAUACCACAAGAGGAAUAGCACCCCUCUCGAUCGUGCCAUUGCCAGUGACACUUCAGGAGAUUAUAAGAACUUGCUUCUCACCCUAAUUGGCCAUGGAGAUAUUUGAGAUCAUUUCAAUAAAUAUAUAUGUAUACUUUCCAUUGAAAGAGGCCUUUGUUUGGACAAUGUGGUAUUGAGUGUUCAGUUACUAUAUGAUAAUUAUAGCUGAAGUGUCUUUGAGUGUUUGUGAUGCUUUUGCAGUUGCUCUAUUGUAAUUUGUGUGUUUGCAGGUUUUGGUUCACAUGUUGUUAUGUUCAACCAGUGGUUAUCAGAGAUAUUUUACGGAUGUUAUAUAAUAAAUAGUGUUGGUGGUUGAAAAGAA
Molecule: messenger RNA, 1380 nt
Organism: Amborella trichopoda
Lineage: Eukaryota; Viridiplantae; Streptophyta; Magnoliopsida; Amborellales; Amborellaceae
Product: annexin Gh1
Biological process (GO): response to cold; response to salt stress; response to heat
Cellular component (GO): cytoplasm; plasma membrane
Molecular function (GO): calcium ion binding; calcium-dependent phospholipid binding; phosphatidylserine binding
Source: RefSeq, a predicted model, not a curated record